GCUGCUUAGCAACUCGUCUAGUUUAGCUAAUCAGGCCUUAGUCCUGUUGUAUAACUAGUAUUUUCCAGCUAAGUUUCAUCUUUGCUUGUCGUUUGGUUUCAUUUGCCCGAUCAUUAUUCUUUUUCCUGUGUGUACCCGAAGCGAGCAUCCACACAUUUCUUUUAGACUCUUUCAAUGCCUGUUACAAACAUGCCGGUUUUAAACCCAACACAAAUACACCCUGGUUUGCCACUCAACGUUAUUGCACCACACAUGAUGGCAGAGAGACAACCGAUCCCAUCAGUCCAGUUUCGGCAUCAGGAGAAUGUUUUCUUCAUGCCUGUCAUGCGACCCCAAUUUAACCCAUUGUUCCAUCAAAUCCUUCCACAUCAUUUUUACACACCACACACAAUGAUGGAGAUGCGACAACAAUACUUCACCCAAUCAAUCCAGCAGAGUCCAACAGCUGGGAGAAUUUCCAAUGAUGCUAGUCUGAUGACCGCUAGAGGCUUUUAUUCCACUCCCCAGCCUCCUCGGCGCGACCUGCCACUUCUGUCUAUAAGGCAGAGUAAACCGAUUAGAAUUCAAGACCCCAAUAAAGGAGGCCAAGACGUCUCCCUUGAUGAGCUUCGGAGAGGAAGAACUGUGCUCUCUGUGACACAAUCUCCUCAACCUGAACCUCAGCGUCCAGUCCAACCCGUUGGAAUUCCUGAAGGGUCUGUACCAACAACCUACACUGGGAAAAUAAUCGUUCGGACCGAAAUUGUGGAGAAGGAUGAGAACAAGGAGGAGCAGACUGAGAAAGUCAUGGGGCAGAACAAGCAAGUUGCUUCAUCCACCCCAAAAUCUUCUAAAAGUCCUACAUGGGCAGAAGUUUUGAGGGGAGGGAAGCGGACGGAGAACGUUGAGACAAGCAGGGAGGAGAAAACACAGGCUGAGAAGCCUGAAGUGCGAAAGAAUCAACAACAGCUGUCUGAAAACACCAGGAAAUCUCAGCUCAGCGACUAUGCUAAGAAAGUUGAGCUUUACAUCUGGAACCUCGACUACAGCGUGGACAACAAGCGCCUGUACAAAGCUUUCCUCCCAUUUGGAACUAUCAUCCAUGCCAAGGUGAUGAUGGAGGACGGCCGCUCCAGGGGAUUUGGCUAUGUCAGCUAUUCCUCAACAGCCGAAGCAGAGACAGCCAUUAAAGAAAUGAACGGGAAGAUGUUGGGAAGGAGGGCAUUGAAUGUGUCUCUCUCUAAAGCUAGAGAGGAACGACCGCCUUACCACACCCGGGGAAAGCAAAUGAGCAGUCGACCAGCCAAACCCCUGCAGUCUUCUCAAAAGGAGACAUAAAUGGAUUGGUUCUUUAUUACAGUAUAUAAAUUUUGGUGUAAAAACAAACAAACAAACAA
This is a messenger RNA of Silurus meridionalis, 1376 nucleotides long. RefSeq names its product RNA-binding protein 42-like. The transcript has 8 exons. Gene Ontology annotation, molecular function: mRNA binding. The record is from RefSeq and is a predicted model, not a curated record. Gene Ontology annotation, cellular component: cytosol. Bases 175 to 1317 code for a protein of 380 amino acids. NCBI's taxonomy places the organism in Eukaryota, Metazoa, Chordata, Actinopteri, Siluriformes, Siluridae.